AUGCCGGGUCUCAGAGGUGCACAGCCCUUUCCAACCUCUUCCUCCUAUAGCAGCUUGACAGAUGAGAACAUGCUGCCCCUGACAUCCCGGCAGCUGGCAGCCUUCCAGGAUCUCUUUAAACUGUUCAGCUCCAGCCCAGCAGGUGCUGUGGACAUGCGCAGUAUGAAAGUUGCCUUGCGCAAUGUGGGUAUUCAGCUGAGUCCACAGGAGAUGUGUGAAGCUCUACAGCGGGCAGACUUGGAUGGUGAUGGAAUUGUGAGCUUCAAAGACUUCCUGGGUGUGCUUACUGACAACCAGCUCUUGGCUCAGUGCAUGGGCCAGGUGAGGAACAGCUGCGUCGGUGACCCCCAGGGCCUGCAGACCCUGUUCUUAGAGAUGCUGUUCAAGCUGCUGCGCCAAGGCUUUGUGCCCUCCAAGUCAGUGCAGGAGUUGACGAGUUACUACUUCAAGAAGCAGCAGGCUUUGCGGUUGGGCCCAGACUGGAGGGGCCGGUCCCGCGGCCAUGGCCACUCUGCGCGUGCCCACGCGGGCCUCACCUUCUUCUGCCAGGCCGCACGCGUCGGUGGCCUCUCCAGCUCCCAGCUGUCGCGCUCGCUGCACAGGCUGAACAAAGCGGAUGUGCGCAGCCCCUAUUCUCAGAUACCGAACCUGGAAGGACGGACACCAUCAGAACGCAGGACGCGGGGCAGAGCCCCAGGCCCCGACGUCCGGCUCCCCAAGCCAGGCGAGCCCAAGCGCCCGCCCAGCGUGGGGCGGACCAACCAAGGCCGCCUGAAGUGGAGCCUUCCCGCAGGGUUCGCUGGCCGGCCGUCAGAGCACGUGCGCCGCUGGAAGCAGGCUCCUUCCCCCACAACUCUAGUGCAGAAGCAUCCCUUCUCCCCUUCGCCAGCCUGUUCGCAGAGACCUGCUAUGAAGAGCUGGCACAAGUAA
Molecule: messenger RNA, 930 nt
Organism: Otolemur garnettii (small-eared galago)
Lineage: Eukaryota; Metazoa; Chordata; Mammalia; Primates; Galagidae
Product: EF-hand calcium-binding domain-containing protein 3-like
Exons: 8
Coding region: 1-930 (309 amino acids)
Molecular function (GO): calcium ion binding
Source: RefSeq, a predicted model, not a curated record